CCAGCGAGCAGAAGUUAGCUCGCCAAUUGUCACGCUAGCGUCUGUCACGCUAGCUGUCGAUUGUGCCCAAAAAUCCUACGCAUGAAUUUCCCGGAGGAGGAAGAGGCCAUUUUGGCGUACUGGAAGCGGAUCGACGCGUUUCAGACGAGCGUGAAGCUCAGCUCGGGAAAACCAGAGUACACAUUCUAUGACGGACCACCUUUUGCCACUGGAUUGCCUCACUACGGGCACAUUCUCGCCGGUACGAUAAAGGACACUGUGACUCGGUAUGCGCAUCAAACCGGGCACCGGGUAUCGCGUCGAUUCGGGUGGGACUGUCAUGGAUUGCCGGUGGAGUACGAAAUUGACAAGGCUCUAGGACUGAGCUCUCGGGAUGAGGUUUUGGCCAUGGGAAUCGGUACCUACAACUCGCAUUGUAGGAGCAUCGUCCAGCGAUAUACGGGCGAAUGGGAGACCGUAGUGACGAGGCUUGGUCGAUGGAUCGAUUUCAAAAAUGACUACCGAACGAUGGAUGUCAACUUCAUGGAGUCAGUAUGGUGGGUCUUCAAGACAUUAUUCGACAAGGGCCUCGUGUACAGGGGAUAUAAGGUCAUGCCAUAUUCAACUGCGUGUGCAACACCUCUAUCAAACUUCGAGGCCGGUCUGAACUAUAAAGAUGUGUCAGAUCCUGCCGUUGUCGUGUCUUUCCCACUUGUUGACGAGCCAGCAACGAGUCUCGUGGCAUGGACGACGACACCGUGGACCCUGCCAUCGAACCUUGCGCUUUGUAUCAACGAGCAAUUGACCUACGUAAAGGUCCGUGCUGUUUCGGAGCAAAAGGUAUACAUUGUUGCGGAGGCGCGGCUUGUGCAGCUUUUUCCUAUACUCGGUUCCAAGAAAUUCAAAAAAGGCAGCGAAUCAAAAAUUUAUGAGAUCCUAGAAUCCUUUCCGGGCGCAAUACUAAUUGGACGUAAAUACCAGCCCCUUUUCGACUUUUAUGACACCGCGGAGCGGCGUGCAUGUGCCUUCAAAGUUGUCGCAGACAGUUACGUGAGCAGCGACGCCGGCACAGGUAUCGUACACCAAGCACCCGCCUUCGGUGAAGAUGACUAUCGUGUUUGCGUCGAGCACGGCGUGAUUGACGUCAAGAAAGGUGGUGAAGACAGCCUCCCUUGUCCAGUAGACGCCAAUGGCCGCUUCACCUUGCCCGUAAGUGCGGAGCUCCUGGGCGUGCACGUCAAAUCCGCCGACGCGGCCAUCUGCGCAUCUCUCAAGGAGAAGGGACGUCUUGUGGUCAAAGAGGCUCAUGAACACAGUUACCCAUUCUGCUGGCGCUCAGACACGCCCCUCAUAUAUAAAGCUGUUCCCUCCUGGUUUGUAGCGGUGGAAGCAAUUAAGGAUAAGCUCAUCAAGAAUAACGCACAGACCUACUGGGUUCCUGCCUCUGUCAAAGAGAAACGUUUUCACAAUUGGCUGGCAGAUGCCAAGGACUGGGCCAUAUCCCGGAACCGAUUUUGGGGCACUCCAAUACCGCUCUGGAUUUCUGAUGAUUUGGCUGAGAUGGUGGCCGUGGGCAGCGUUGCAGAACUACGGGCUAGGUGCAGACUCCCAGACGGGUCUGAGAUCCCAGCAGAUUUCUGCGACUUGCAUCGUGAAAAUGUGGAUGAUCUGUUGAUUGCAUCUCCGACCCGUUCAGAUGUUGUACUGCGGCGCGUCGACGAAGUCUUCGAUUGUUGGUUUGAAUCCGGAUCAAUGCCUUACGCCCAACUGCAUUAUCCAUUUGAAUGCAACGAGGAGCAGUUUGCGAAGAAAUUUCCAGCCGACUUUAUAGCAGAGGGCCUUGACCAGACACGAGGCUGGUUCUACACGUUAAUGGUAAUCUCAACAGCACUAUUUGACAAACCCGCCUUCAAUAACCUCAUUGUGAAUGGUCUCGUCCUCGCCGCGGACGGCAAAAAAAUGUCCAAGCGUCUCAAAAACUAUCCUGAUCCAACUCUUGUCGUCAAUGCACACGGGGCCGACGCGCUCAGACUCUAUCUCAUCAAUUCGCCUGUGGUCAAGGGCGAGACGCUCAAAUUCAUGGAGUCUGGGGUGCGCGGUGUCCUCCGUGACGUCCUUCUGCCCUGGUUCAAUGCCUACUGCUUCUUUGCACAGCAGGCGGCUCGAUUGGAGAUGCAUACUGGGACGGGACUAAUGCGAGACGAACGCUGUGCCAGAGCUUCCACGAACGUUAUGGACAUAUGGAUCACUGCGAAUCUCGAGGGCCUCGUUAAAUUCGUCCAUGAAGAAAUGAAAGCUUAUCGCCUCUACACUGUCGUACCACGGAACUGUGCCAGAGUCCCCUUCCUGGGAGACUUGACAAAUUGGUACGUGCGCCUCAACCGAUCUCGGCUAAAGGGUGCAGAUGGCGAGGGUUCCACAUGCGUCUCUUUGGCCGUUCUCUACGAGGUCCUUCUCAAAAUGGCGGUUGUUAUGGCUCCAUUCACUCCGUUCUUUGCAGAGUAUCUCUAUCAGCAAUUGCGAAAACGGCUAAUUGCCUUUACUAGCGUGAGCGCGGCACCGGAUACAGUUGGCAAGGCUGACAGUGUCCAUUAUGUCAUGCUCCCACAAGCUGACAGCUCGAAGCUUGAUGAUGGCGUCGUCAUGGGAAUGAAUCUACUGCAGCGUGUUGUUGAGCUUGGCCGCCGCGCACGCGAAGCUGCCAAUAUUUCGAUGAAAACGCCUGUCAAGGAAGUGAUGGUGGUCUGUGGUGACGUUAGAGCCCUCUCUGCAAUUCAGGGACAACUUGAGUCGUACGUCCUUGAGGAGCUCAAUGCCUGGGGCGUUUCGUUUACAAGCGACGUCGAUACAUGGUGCUCAGUUUCUGCCCUACCCAACUUACCUAUCCUUGCAAAGCGACUCGGUAAGAAGAUGAGCAUUGCAACCGCCAUCAUAAAGAAUCUUGACUCAACUGCGCUCCGUAACUACAGCAAGGUUGGUGAGCUCAACAUUGAUGUGGAUGGGCUAUCUCUCCAGCUUGUUGCCGGCGACCUCAUCGUCAAAUCUACCUUCGCCGGGGAUGAGACGAAGUACGCGGCUAUGACCACGCUAGAUGGUGCCCUCACUGUUGCCAUAAGUACGGUACAGGAUGACACUCUUCGUCGGCAAGCGAUUGCUCGCGACGUCUGCAACCGCGUCAAUAAGCUCCGUAAAAAGGCCAAGCUCAAUAUUGCUGACAAGGUCGAUGUUUUUUUUGCUGAUCUCGACCCGGCAGAAAAUACCGAUGGCUUUAUUUCUACCGCCGCAGCUCUCGCUUGCAACAAACCUCUUCUUGAUAAAGCCAAGAUCGUUCCAAUACCAUAUGCGAACUGCUGUGGACAGGUGAUCAUCAGCGACACUAGUGGCACCGCCUUUGGAUCGAAGUGUCUUAAGAUUGCCCUUGCUGCACCUGCACUUUCACUAUCGCCCACAAUCAAGAAAAGGCACGAGGAGGAUGCUGUCAUUCAAACUCUGAUUGCCUCCUGCGCGCUCCACAGAAAGGAAUCUCUUCAAGGGACUUUAUCUGGCACGGCGUUCAACCUUGACGUCGGUGCCGAUAUCUUUUCAAGCGCGACUGCCGCUUACCUUGCCAUGUAGCCACGGUGCAUGCUGUGGUAUCAAGACAAGCAAGUUCACAUGUUCACAAGUCUCAGCUUUUGCAGUAGUCAUCCAAACAAGAAUUAUCAUGACGAGCGUUUGCGAAUGACUUACCCGCUACCUCCUAGGUAUCCUAAAUGGGAUUUUGUCAGACGGACCAACUGGUGACUCCCAGAUCAUUCCCCGUCGGCCCUGACCUACGGGGUCACACGGCCCGUUCAGCCCCCCGCCGCGUGCGCCUUCGUAUCCACAGGCCCCAUUCCCUAACUAAGACCAGACUAAGACCCCCAGUUUCCCCCG
Aureococcus anophagefferens is the source of this 3894-nucleotide messenger RNA. RefSeq lists its product as hypothetical. Gene Ontology annotation, biological process: isoleucyl-tRNA aminoacylation. NCBI's taxonomy places the organism in Eukaryota, Pelagophyceae, Pelagomonadales, Pelagomonadaceae. Gene Ontology annotation, molecular function: ATP binding; tRNA binding; isoleucine-tRNA ligase activity. The coding region runs from base 82 to 3594 and encodes 1170 amino acids. The record is from RefSeq and is a predicted model, not a curated record. The transcript is spliced from 3 exons.